Lytechinus pictus (painted urchin) is the source of this 5805-nucleotide messenger RNA. Its product is annotated as lanC-like protein 2. Lineage: Eukaryota; Metazoa; Echinodermata; Echinoidea; Temnopleuroida; Toxopneustidae. Gene Ontology annotation, cellular component: plasma membrane. The record is from RefSeq and is a predicted model, not a curated record. The transcript has 11 exons. The coding region runs from base 365 to 1600 and encodes 411 amino acids. Gene Ontology annotation, biological process: peptide modification; carbohydrate metabolic process.
AUUGGGGCGUACAUUUUUAGACCAAAAGCUUCGGUCUCUGUUAUAUUGGCUGUUCCGCUGAACUCCGUUGGCUCGAUCCACUCACCAAAUAAAAACAAAAUUAAAAAUGUUUUUAUAUAUAAAAAAAACUCCUCGAAACAGACGGCUGCCAGCUGUGGGCGUGACCAAAGGGCGUGCAUCGACGACGGGGGCGCGGCGUGAGCAGCUAGCUGCAGCGCAGCGCUCAGCUCUGCAUGCCACGCCCACGAAAUGACGAGAGAUCGAUAUCUGAAAAAAAAGCUAACUAAGUCCCAAAGGCAAAGACGAAUUAUAAGAUUUAAAUGAAAAGAAAAUCAGCAACAGGAGUAGAGGAUCAUCAUCGACAAUGAGCAAGCGGAAGCAUGAUCAAUCCUCCCCUUCCGACAGAAGAGAAUUCACAAAUCCUUACCCACCGUCCUCCCCGGAAUCAGCAGCAAACAUCAUCCAAGAUGGAAAGCUUACAGAUUCCUUCCGCAAGCUGCUGAAUCAAUCGGUCAUCAACCUUCUUGGUCAGAUGGAGUCUGGACUUCGGAGGGACUGUGAUGAAAGUGACCAUUCAGUCUACACAGGAGUCACAGGCAUUGCUUUAUUGUACCUUCAUUUGUACACUGCAAACAAAACAGAGGAUUACCUCAAGAGGUGCUACGAGUAUGUAAAGCGCCCUCUACGCCACCUCAAAGGAAGGAGAGUGACAUUCAUGUGUGGAGACGCAGGACCACUGACAGUGGGGAGUCUGUUUUAUCACAAGAUGGGAAAUCAAUCGGAAACGCGCCAUUGUAUUAGCAAGUUGAAUAGUCUUGUCCAGUCUAUUGAGGAUCCAAACCUACCAGACGAGCUCCUUUAUGGGAGGGUGGGGUAUCUCUAUUCCUUGCUCUUUCUGCAGAAACAUCUCGGGGAGGGGUACAUAGAUCAAGAUAUCAUCGACAAGGUGUGUGCUUGUAUCUUGGAUUCUGGUCAGAAGCUUGCCAAGAAAGAGAAAUCGUCCUCUCCUCUCUUGUUUGAAUGGCACGAAAAGAAGUACAUAGGGGCUGCUCAUGGCAUGGCUGGGAUACUGUUACUUCUCAUGCAGGUUAAAAGUGCCGUUGUAUCUGAUAACCUUCACUCUCUCAUCAAGCCAACCGUAGAUUACGUUCUACAGCUCCGAUUUUCAUCUGGUAACUUCCCGUCGUCUCUAGGUAACCAAUCAGACAAGCUCGUUCAUUGGUGUCAUGGUGCUCCAGGUGCGAUCCACAUGCUGCUUCAAGCUUACAAGGUGUUUUCCGAAGACCGUUACUUGAGUGCAGCCGUUGACUGUGGUCGGGUCAUCUGGGAUCGUGGCAUCCUCCGCAAGGGCUAUGGCCUCUGCCACGGAACAGCUGGUAACGCCUAUGCUUUCUUGGCUCUUUACCAGGCUACCAAAGAUGAACAGCAUUUAUAUAAGGCUUGUAAGUUUGCUGAUCGAUGCAUGGAUUAUGGGAAACAUGGCUGCAGGAUGGCAGACAGACCGUACUCUCUCAUGGAAGGUAUGGCUGGAACUAUUUACUUCCUAUGUGACUUGCUUCAUCCAGACGAAGCUAGAUUUCCUGGCCUUUAUGUCACCUGAAAGGAAUGAGGAAAUGAGAUUCUGAUGCACAGUUAUACACGCAGUUGUGAAGGACUUUCCUCCAUUGCUUAAGUAACCUGCUGGAUGAUAUGUCAGGGAGUGUCCUUAAAGCUCAUGCAUGCACUCUAUCACCCUGAUGUCUCCUCUGCUCUAAAGGCUUUGCAAAUAAUGAGCUUCCGAGUGUCCUCCAGCGAAACCUGCUCUGGCUAUAGCACUUCUCUGUUAAUAUCAUAUGUGACCGGCCACCACAAAACCAACAGUAGGUCGCCAGGGAAGGGUCUCUGAAAAUUGCCAAGAUGACAAUUGGGUCUUCAAAACUAGACAUUUUGAAAAUGUGCUAAUUUCUGAGGGAGUGAUUCCUAUUCUUCAUACUGUUAAAAUUUGAAGUAGUAAAAUUGAAUGAAGACAAGCCACAAGAAUUUCUUUGACGCUAAUUUUUUACAGACCACCUGUAAAUUUCACUGAGAUUGCGCAGUAUGCUUAUGUCAUGCUUGAGUGAACCCUGAACUUCAAACCUUGUUUCUCCUUAUUUCUCGAAGCUCACGCUGAAUUUCUUCUGCUUUCAAUUAAUUACGUGUGUCGAUUAUUUUUUAUCAAUUUUGUUGUGUGGAGCGUUGUGGCCCAGUGGAUUGGUCUCCGGACUUUGAAACAGCGGGUAGUGGGUUCAAACCCCAGCCAUGGCGUAGUUUCCUUCAGCAAGAAAUUUAUCCACAUUGUGCUGCACUCAACCCAGGUGAGGUGAAUGGGUAACUGGCAGGAAUUUAUUCCUUGAAAUGCACUGAACGCUUGAAGGCUGCUUGAGCUACAGCUGGGGUGAUAAUAUCCAAGUCCUUUGGAAACGCACAGAGAUGUUAUUCAUAAUGUGUUAUGCGCUAUACAAGAACUGACUACUAUUAUUAUUAUUAUUAUGUGAAGGAUAUGGUUAACCAAUUUUGAAGAGUUAUAUAUUAUUUAGAGCAGAGGAUGCGCUUUUCCAAGCUCGAUAUAAACCUCAAAACCCAUAUUGGGCAACUUAUUGUUGGAUUUGGAGGUGGCAGGUCACAUAUAUGUUCACAGGAGCGUUCAUAAUAUUUCUUCCUUUUUGAGGAUGAAUCAGGGUCUGUAAAUGUAAGUUCGUAUUUACAGACUUGCUUGCAUAACUAAAACAAAGAUUUACUUCAUCUUGACUCAUAAUUAAGGCAUUCUUGCACAAGUAGAUGGAGAAUUAAGUCAGCUAACUUUCAGUUACCCAUAUUAGUAGAAUGAAAUCUCUUGGGAAACCCGUUUGAUUUCCAUAGAAAUUAACCUAAAAAUGGUAUCGGUAAAUACCGGAGUUAUGCAAAAUCUGGUACUGGAAAGUGUGGGGGUGAGCUCCGGUGACUUACGUAAGCUUUUCAGAGGCAAAGAUGAAAUAUAUCUUGUAAGGAAAUGAAGCAUGAGAUUAAAAAUUUGAUCGGCUUACAUGUACCUUGAUGGUUUUCACAAUAUCAGGAUAAAGUAUGCAAUAUACAGUGCAUCUCACAAAAAUUAAACACUUUUGCAGAUAUAUUCACAAUUAUUAAAUAUGUUUUUACUAUAAAUUUGAUAAUUAUGGUAAUAGUGGAAUCUUGUCUUAAAUUUGAGACCAACAGCUUCGCAAAUUUUUCACGCAUUGCAGAUAACAAACAUUGAAUAUUGAGGUAUAUCAGAAACAAUUUGCACAGAAAAGCCUUUGUGAAUCUGAAUCCACUCUCAUUUCAGGGAUCAGUGAGAGAAACUUAAAGAAUAUAGAUGAAAUGCUAAUGAGCCAAUCGGCGAAUAAGCAUGGUCACCGUAUCAUGAACCAGUCUUGUCCAAUAUUUUUGUGCAACCUGAUUUUGACAUUGAAACUUCAAAGUCGUCUUGCUCACUAAUUUGUGAAGUGUCCAUCGCAUAUUAGGUCUAGAAAUAUAGAGGAAUAAUUGAAUUGUAUGAUGAAGUUAAUGAAAUAUCAUAAAUCAUUUGUUUGUGAAUUAAAAAAAUGGGAAUCCUGGUUUCCUUUUUUAUGGGACACACUGUAGUAGAGGCAUACAUUUUGACUUGUGUGCAGUUGAGAAUCCAUCUAGUUUCUUUGUUCUUGCUGUGGGAGGCUGCAUGCGCGACAGGAAGACUUAAAAGCAAAAAAAAAAACAUUCUUGAAUACUUUGUACCUUAAUGAAAUGAAGCAAAAAAACAUCUAGUGACAUACAGUAGUGGGCAAAUUGUUAUCAAGAAAAGACGUUAUAUUGAUUCUAAUCUUGUUAGGAAAUGAUCUAAGGAGCUGAUAGAUUAAGCUUUUUCAGGAAAACCUUUCUGGAAAAAAGAUUCAGGAAGAAAGAAUAGAAAAUCUGUAUGGAAAAGAAAGACAAUAAUAGCAAAUUGAGCUGGAAAUAAAUGACUAAUUUAUUGUUAUUUUCAAUGUAAUUAAUUUCUUGACUGCUUACUUUUACUGAAUUGAUAAUAAUAGUUAUCCGUGAUGAAUUUCUGUGAAAAUUUAAUUUAAGAAAUAAUGUCUUUUUUUUAGUGGCUUGGAUAAAGAAGAUACAAAAACCACUUGUAAACAAAUUUUAUUGUAAAAAUAGCAGAAAAAAUGUAAAAUAUACUGGUGAAGGUUUGCAGAAAAUCAUUUUUAAUGAGAACUGUAAGUUUUGAUUUAUGAUGUAACAUGCGAGUAUCUUCCCCAUAUAUUGUGCAGUAAAAAAUUCAAUGAAAUGUCAAUUUCUGAAAAGAAAAUUGAAAGUGGAUUUUAUUGUACCUUCAGUAUAAUUAUCAACAAGCAAAUUAUUCCAUACCUGCUCCUGAGAGACUUUUUGUAGCCAUCAUGAACCAAUUAACUUGAAAUUAAUACAAUUACUAACAAAUGGGGCAGCUACUCAUAUGAUGUCACAAAUGAAAAACUAGACAUCUUAUACCCUUUUUACACAGGAUUUUCUUAGCCCUGGACUAUCGCUAACCCCGUACUAUCCUUAACCCCAUACUAUUUUUUUUCCUUUUCACACAUGCCAAAUUGUUAUUGCUAACCCCGGAUAAGGAAUGCUUGCUUUUCACACACAAAACUCGCUAACCCCGGACUAGUGGUAGCUCAUUCACUCGUACCUUUUUACACACGCUAAAAUUUCCUUAACCCCGUACUAUAGGUGAGGCUAAAUUGCCAUUUAGCCCCACCUAUAGUACGGGGUUAAGCUUAGCCCACUUUCGUUUUACACUAGCGAUCUUAACCCCGUACUAUCGCUCUUAGCACCGCAAUUGCUGGGAUAACCCUGCUUUUUUGCAGGGCCAAAUAAUCCCGUACUAAAGGUGGGGUUAGCCCACUUUGCAAAAAUGCUGUGUAAAAAGAAAGUGGGCUAAGCUUAACCCCGUACUAUAGGUGGGGCUAAAUGGCAAUUUAGCCCCACCUAUAGUACGGGGUUAAGGAAAUUUCAGCGUGUGUAAAAAGGGUAUUAAUUAUUUUCUUAAUAUUUGAUGGAUUUUCCUCAAACCUUCACAAAUUUUUUUCUCAUAUUUUUACAACAAACUUUUCUUCAGGGUGUACUUCUUUCAGGAGGUGUGAUAUAGCUCGGUCUGUAUAGAGCAGGGGUUUCGAAUUCGGAUGGUACCGAUUCAUUUCCACUAGGUGCGAUAGUGGUUUCCUCAUUACCAGGUCGCUUGGAGAGAGCCGUCAUCCCUCAAUUCUCUGAUAGCUUGUUUACAAGCAUUCAUGCUUUACCAAUCAGGUGUAAAUCACGUACCACUCCCACUAGAGAAGUCUGAUUUAUAUAUUUAUAUAUAAUGAAUCACUUGCCAAUUUUUCGUUGCAAUCAAUAGGGGUGAGUACCCUUGAUUCAAGAGGUUAUUGAAGGGUUAUUAUAUAACUCUGCAUAAUAUGUUAAAUUUCAAAGAGUUUGUUAAGUUAACUCUUGCUGCGCUGAUGCUGCAAUUUUGCACAUUCGUACAAUUUAAUACAACAAUCGUAAUGUUUUUCUCCCUUACCUUAACACCGGGUAAUGUGAUAAAAAACUAUAGUUCUCGGGUAGCAUCUAUUCAAUAAAUAUCAAUAUCGAUGGUGAAAUUCGCAACUCUUUAUUCAAAGAAAAUAUCAUGAGUACAAUUGUCAUUAUUUUUCCCCAAAAAAAACAUUUCAGCGUCCAAACAUGUAAAAAUAAUUUAAAUACUUAACAUGUUCAAGAUAACAAACUCUGAAAUUGUGCCCUCUUGUGUUACAAUUAAAUCACAAAGUAAAACAAACGAUG